AUGUCUCAAAGAACAACAUUCUGCCGCCUUGACAACCGUUCAGCUAGAUUCGGGGAGAGGGCCCGGUUAGGAGACAUGGCCACGAUGGUUCAAUCUGUGCUGGGAGCCGUUGGCGUCCAUUUUCCAGAGGGCACAACCCAAAUUGUUGUGGUGAAUCAUGUUGCGGGUACCUCCUCUGGCUAA
Messenger RNA from Arabis nemorensis, 183 nucleotides. The record is from the annotation of a GenBank genome assembly. NCBI's taxonomy places the organism in Eukaryota, Viridiplantae, Streptophyta, Magnoliopsida, Brassicales, Brassicaceae.